AAACGUGAGGAGAGUGAUGCAGACAUGUGAUCCAAAAGAUCUGGCUGAAAACAAAAAAUUGGAAGCAGAGCUGACAGUAAAGUGAGUUUCCUUACACUAUGUCUUAUGUCCCAAACAAUGAAACAAUGAAUGUCUAUCUUUGACUUUCAAUUAUGUACAUCAGAUUUGAAAAAUGUGGCUUGUCUUAUAUGCCACUAUGCUUUCUUGAUCUAUUAAUCCCCAUGGCCUGUAUCCAAGCGGUAAAAAAACGAAAGUGAAUUUUUUUUUUGUAUAUGUUCUCACUCUUGUCUACUAACUCAGUACUUAUUUUUAAAACAGAUUAAUAUCAUGUGUGUAUUAGAUAAAGUGUUUGAAAACGGUGGAAUAUGGGUUGGUGAUCUUUCGACUCAAGACAACAUGUUACCUCUACUGACAGCCUUAACUUUCUGGUUCACAUCCAAGGUCCUCACCACAAGCCUGACAAAGAUUUUAUCCAGAAUCAAGGAACUCCCUUUGUAUUGCAUUUUCUUUCUUGUGUUCCAAGCUGCAUUUAAAUUAUAUUUCCCGGCAGUGUACUUUUACUUGAUCACAUAUAAGCUAUCUCCAUACACAUUACACCUGAUGUGUAGAUCCAAACAAAUAGCAAAGUUGAGCAAGACACUCGGGGUGCCAUAUGUUCCAGUAACGGCCUCUGAUCAGGAAAAGAUCAUGGCGAGCGUGAUAACUGUUAUGAAGGAGUUUAUUGAUGUGAGGAAAGACAAGAAAUGAAUCUUAUUUUGCUCGCCCACACGGCCUCUCUGCCGUUUUAGUCUUCAAAUAAAAGCUACUUGAAUACUCUUGUAUUCAUGUACAACUUAUGGCACCUGUUUUUAGUUUAUGAACUUAUCUCUUUGUGAAGACUAUAACUUUAAAACAUCAAUCUAUCUAGUUUUCCAUACAUGGUUCUUGUCUAUGCCAACACUCUUGCUUUUCAAUAUUUGUUUACUAAAAAGAUGGAGCACUAAAAGCUAGAAAAAAUACAUCCGUUUUAUUAUAAUAUAUGAUGUUUUUACAAUGUUUUU
This is a messenger RNA of Brassica napus (rape), 1040 nucleotides long. RefSeq lists its product as uncharacterized. The record is from RefSeq and is a predicted model, not a curated record. Bases 328 to 747 code for a protein of 139 amino acids. The transcript has 4 exons. NCBI's taxonomy places the organism in Eukaryota, Viridiplantae, Streptophyta, Magnoliopsida, Brassicales, Brassicaceae.